AGUUAUCAGCAACCUUUUUUGUGGUCAGUAGAGUUGUAUGAAAACCCAUUCCCUGAGAGAUCGAGCCACAGACACGCAUUAAACUUGUUGUAUGUGGUAACUAUUCAAGGAUUUUGCAUCGAGGCUGUAUGACAAACUCGGCCAUUUGUCCUCAUUCAAUAGGUAGAGAAUAAUACAUGGGAGCGUGUUGAUACGGAAUUUCUCUUCUAGUGUUCAACUCGCUGUGUGUCGCUGAGGUGUUGAGCAAGAGAAUAUAAACUGCUAUAAUUUCUUGGUAUCGAGUUGAACAUGAGAAGAGAUGUUCCAUAGCUUCUAUCAACCAUGUAUUAUUUUGUUUAUCAUAUAAUCAAAAUAGGCCUUUACUGAGAGGAAAGGUCUAAAGAAUGAAAUUAUAGGUUUCACAGUCCGCUAAAAAAAGAAAGUCGUAAAGCGCGAUAAGGCUCAAGACGAAGAAAUGAGCAAAAUUCUCAAAAUUUGCAGUUGUUGACUUUUUCCUUACCGAUAGAGUAAAUAUUUCCACGUAUAUGGCCAAAAACAGCCUGUGGCAAAUCUUUCAGUUGUCGAUUUUCGUUCUCAGCUGCGAAAACAUACUAUUGCCCAGGUCAAAUACGUAACUUUCAAUUUUUCUAAUCGUAUUUAGUUUUACUUCCGCUUCUAGGAAAUUUUAAAAGCCAUUGUCCGUAAGAAAUACGAAUUUUGUGCUUUUAGCAGCCAUAAUAAUCCUAGAAAUUCUCAACAAGCAACCCUAGAUUGAGAACGGUCAACGCUUUGCCAUUCAUUUAUUAACCUGACACAGCUGAUUGGUGAUAUUAAACAAAUAUAAAAAGUUAUCGUAAUAUUGAGGCGUGUUGUUACGGCUUUUCACAGGGCGGGAAAUCCUUCUUAAACACCGCAGUUUAUGUAAUAAUUUUUUUCCUUAAGCUUUCUUAUGAAGAAAAAUAUACAAAAUAUCGCAUUAACAGAAAUUCAACUUUUUAGCCGAUCCGUGCUAUAAUUACAAAAACCUGAGCGAUGCUGACAGAAAGAGCACUUACAACACACCCUCCGGUGGAGAAAAAUGUGACGACAAAUCCUCAUCCUUAAUAUCCGGGAAAUGGUAUCGUUUCGUGGGAGAUGCAGGAACAAAAAUGCCAACCCAGUGCGUACCGGGUGAUAGAUGUGGUGCGGUCUUAUCAGGCUGGCUAAAAGGUAGUCACCCCACACUGGCAGAUGGUGAGGUUUCUUCAGAGGUCUGCUUUACCAGAGGUGGAGAUUGUUGCAAGAAAUCAAUAAACAUUAAAGUGAAAGACUGCGGAUCCUACUUUAUUUACAAACUAUUUAACGUACCCAGUUGUGAUCUGCGCUACUGUGGCACAGACUAA
Molecule: messenger RNA, 1361 nt
Organism: Pocillopora meandrina
Lineage: Eukaryota; Metazoa; Cnidaria; Anthozoa; Scleractinia; Pocilloporidae
Source: the annotation of a GenBank genome assembly